Molecule: messenger RNA, 4856 nt
Organism: Erigeron canadensis
Lineage: Eukaryota; Viridiplantae; Streptophyta; Magnoliopsida; Asterales; Asteraceae
Product: ABC transporter C family member 8-like
Exons: 12
Coding region: 216-4586 (1456 amino acids)
Biological process (GO): transmembrane transport
Cellular component (GO): plant-type vacuole; vacuolar membrane
Molecular function (GO): ATP hydrolysis activity; ABC-type transporter activity; ATP binding
Source: RefSeq, a predicted model, not a curated record
CUUAAGAAAAGUAAACGACAGUGAUCAUUUUGCCACACAGAGUACUCCAUAUACUAAAAUCCACGAACAGCGGGUUUUAAUUUAGUUAAUUGCGGGAUCCAACGAACCGUAUACCCACCUAUAUAUACACAAAUGUUCUAUACGUAACUUGUAGUACUACUAAACUGAAGAAGAUUAUCGUUUUAGUUUGAUGUGUGCGUGUCAUUUCUUCAUCAAUGGCGUCUUUCACGAGUUUACUCGGUGGAUGCAUUUCUGAAGAAGCACGUGAUUUCGUUUCACCAAAUGGUCAACGGACUAUACUUGAUUUGUUAAAUUUAGUUUUUGUGAUUUUUUUCUAUUUGAUUUUGUUAGUUUUUUUCUUAAGAAAAAUUGGAGUCAGUGAGAAUAAGUUUAGGAGAAGUGACCGUUUUCCGGUUGCAGUUGCAUUUUGUUGUUUUCUUACUGCCUGUGCUUACUUUGGUGAUUGUUUAUGGGAGGUGGUAGGUAGAACUAGAAGCUUUAGUUGUUUUGAUUGGAUGAGGGAUGCUUGUAGAGUACUAGUAUGGGUGACUUUGACCGUUUCACUGCUUGUUGAAAGAUGGAAGUUGAUUAGGAUUUUCGUUUCCAUGUGGUGGAUUUUAGUGUUUGUGUGUAUCACUACGAUAGGGAUCGAAAAUUUAGUAGAGAAGCAUGGGGUUUUAGUUUUGGAGUCCAUGGAAUGGCUUGUAAGCUUCUUGCUAUUGUUUUGUGCGCUGAGAAAUGGCAAAGAGUUUGUUGGCCAACGGGGGAAGGAGACCUUAUUAGAUCCUUUAUUGGAUAACGGAGUAAAUGAAGGGAGCACAAGUCAAGUAGAAGAGCCUAGUUUUUCUAGCAAGUUAGUGUUUUCUUGGGUAAAUCCUUUGAUUUCGCUAGGGUAUAGAAAGCCACUAGUACUUGAAGAUAUUCCCUUUCUAGCACCAAAAGAUCAAGCUCUUGUCGCGUAUAAACGAUUUAAGGUAGCAUGGGACUCACUUCAAAGGGAGAAGAACGGCACAAAUAAUGUUAACCUGGUAGGCAGGGCAUUACAAAGGGUUUAUGGUAAGGAAAUGGCAGUGGUAGGCAUUUAUGCCUUUCUUAGGACUACUGCCGUCAUAGUUGGUCCACUGUUACUCUAUGCGUUUGUUAACUAUUCCAAUAGCGAGAGAGAAAAUUUUCAAUAUGGACUACUAUUGGUAGGAUGCUUGAUUGUUGUCAAGGUAGUUGAGUCGUUGUCUCAAAGGCAUUUUUACUUUGAUGCAAAGAGAUUAGGUAUGAGGAUGAGAUCGGCCUUAAUGGUGGCAGUAUAUAAGAAACAACUCAAACUUUCUAGUUUUGGGAGAAGAAGACAUUCCACAGGGGAGAUUGUGAACUAUAUCGCUGUCGAUGCUUACAGAAUGGGUGAAUUCCCUAUGUGGGUUCAUGUAGCUUGGACUUCUUUCGUUCAGCUUUUUCUAGCCAUUGGUGUUCUGUUCUCUGUAGUAGGAGUUGGUGUUCUCCCAGGUUUAGUCCCUCUGAUCUUGUGUGGGCUUCUGAACGUGCCAUUCGCAAUAGCACUUCAGAAAUGUCAGUUACAGUUUAUGAUUUCCCAAGAUAAGAGACUGAGGUCCACUUCUGAGAUCCUAAACAAUAUGAAGAUCAUCAAGUUACAGUCAUGGGAAGACAAAUUUAAGAAUUUCAUCCACUCUUGUAGAGACAACGAAUUCAAAUGGCUUAAGGAAUCUCAGUAUCAAAAGGCUUAUGGCUCCGUUUUGUAUUGGAUGUCACCUACAAUCAUCUCUUCAGUUGUCCUUUUGGGAUGUGCGUUUUUCAAUAGCGCUCCUCUGAAUGCAGCCACAAUUUUCACAAUUUUGGCAACCUUACGAACAAUGUCUGAGCCGGUCAAAUACUUUCCCCAGGCUCUUUCAAUUUUAAUCCAGACUAAAGUGUCCUUUGAUAGGAUCAAUUCAUUUCUGGUAGAGAAUGAACUUAAAAAUGACGGGAUGUUAGAAAAUCAAGAACCAAGACAUUCUAGUAGCUGUAUUAGAAUACAAGAUGGCAACUUCAGUUGGGAUCCUGAAUCGCCUCUUCCGUCGCUCGAAGGCAUAAACAUAGAAGUUAUUAGAGGACAAAAAGUUGUUGUUUGUGGGCCAGUUGGUGCUGGAAAAUCAUCACUAUUGUACGCUAUACUCGGAGAAAUAACCAGAACUUCAGGAACUGUGAAUAUUUCUGGAUCAGUUGCUUAUGUUAGUCAAGCUUCCUGGAUUCAAAGUGGGACAAUUCGGGAUAACAUACUCUACGGGAAGCCAAUGGACGCAAUUAAAUAUGAGAAUGCCAUAAAGUCAUGUGCUUUGGACAAGGAUCUUAAUGAUUUUAACUAUGGUGAUCUAACAGAAAUAGGUCAAAGGGGACUUAAUAUGAGUGGUGGUCAAAAGCAGAGGAUUCAACUUGCCAGAGCAGUCUACAAUGAUGCUGACAUAUAUCUUCUUGAUGACCCUUUUAGUGCUGUAGAUGCACAUACAGCAGCAACUCUCUUUAAUGAUUGUGUUAUGACCGCUUUAGGGGACAAGACCGUCAUUCUCGUCACACAUCAAGUGGAGUUUCUUUCAGAGGUUGACAAUAUUCUGGUGAUGGAAGAUGGUCAAAUUACUCAAUCAGGAAGGUACAAGGAUCUGAUGACACCCGGUACAGCUUUUGAGCAGCUUGUGAAUGCUCACCAAAAUGUGAUAUCUGAUUUGGAGUCUUCAUCUUUUGACAACAAUAACAGUCGCAAAAAAGUAACAGAUAGUUUGAACCACAGAAAUGAAAUCAAUGAGGAGAUAUCGAAGACAUCGAUACAGUUGACCGAAGAAGAAGAGAAGCCUAUUGGUGAUUUUGGGUGGAAGCCUUUUUUUGAUUACGUUGUUAUCUCACAAGGUGGAUGGUACUUUUGCUCAAGCCUUCUGACUCAGAUUGGUUUUUCUGCUCUUCAGGCUGCAGCUAGUUAUUGGCUAGCUUUUGCAGUUAAAAUUCCUGAUAUUUCCAGUGUCAUGUUAAUUGGUGUUUACGCAUUAAUUUCAACCACAAGUGCAGUUUUUGUUUUUAUGAGAUCUUUUUCCACUACCCUUUUGGGAUUAAAAGCCUCUAAAGCCUUCUUCUCAAAGUUCACCGAGUCGAUUUUUGGUGCACCUAUGAUGUUCUUCGACUCUACACCAGUUGGACGGAUUCUAACACGUGCUUCAACAGAUUUAAGUGUAUUGGAUUUUGACAUACCCUUCUCGUUUACUUUUGUGGUGACUUCCGGUAUUGAAUUACUCACUACAAUUGCCGUUAUGGCAUCAGUCACAUGGGAAGUCCUUAUCGUAGGCAUCUUUGCUAUAAUAGCUACAAAAUAUUUCCAGGGAUAUUAUCAACCAUCUGCAAGGGAACUUAUUAGAAUCAAUGGGACGACAAAAGCACCUGUGGUAAAUUAUGCAUCCGAAACCUCUCUUGGAGUGGCUACAAUUAGGGCAUUUAAAAAGGAGGACAGGUUCUUCAAAAAUUACUUAAAACUAGUAGAUAUUGAUGCUCGUGCUUUCAUUUUUACAAAUGCGACAUUGGAGUGGUUGGUUUUGAGAGCAGAAGCGCUUCAAAACUUGACAUUAUUCACCACUGCUUUUUUCCUGGUUUCACUUCCAAAGCGUUAUAUUCCUCCUGGGUUAGUUGGGCUUUCACUUUCAUACGCACUGUCACUGACAAAUGCUCAUGUGUUCUUGACACGUUGGUAUUGUAGCCUAUCCAAUUACAUCAUUUCAGUAGAAAGAAUCAAACAAUAUAUGCACAUUCCACCCGAGCCUCCAGCAAUUGUGGAAAACAACAGGCCGCCAACUACUUGGCCUUCAAAUGGUAGGAUUGACCUCCAGGAUGUCAAGAUUAGGUAUCGUCCAAAUGCUCCACUAGUUCUUAAAGGAAUCACAUGCACAUUUAAAGAAGGCACCCGUGUAGGGAUUGUUGGAAGGACAGGAAGUGGGAAAACUACGCUUAUAACUGCACUCUUUCGUUUGGUUGAACCUGAUAGCGGAAAAAUUCAUGUAGACGGUGUGGACAUUUGUUCCAUAGGCCUGAAGGACCUGAGAAUGAAAUUAAGUGUCAUUCCCCAAGAGCCGACCCUUUUUAAGGGUAGUAUACGAACAAACUUGGAUCCUCUAGGACUUCACUCGGAUGAUGAAAUAUGGAAGGCAUUGGAGAAAUGCCAGCUUAAGAAUACCAUCAGCAGUCUCCUAAACGGUUUAGACUAUUCAGUGAGUGAUGAAGGGGAGAAUUGGAGUAUGGGUCAACGGCAGCUCUUCUGUCUCGGAAGAGUGUUACUCAGGCGAAAUAAGAUUCUAGUCCUGGAUGAAGCAACUGCAUCUAUUGAUUCAGACACAGAUGCCACUGUACAGAGGAUUAUAAGGCAAGAAUUUUCAAACUGCACCGUUGUAACAGUGGCUCACAGAAUUCCAACCGUCAUAGAUAGUGACAUGGUUAUGGUCCUCUCUUCGGGGAAAAUGAUGGAAUAUGAUGAGCCCUCCAAGUUAAUGGAAUCGGAUUCCUAUUUCUCAAAGCUUGUUAACGAGUACUGGUCCGGCUGCAGGAGUGGCUCUGCUCCAAAAUAAAAAGGUCCUAAGUGGCUAAGGUUCCAGAAUGGGUACAGCUCACUGGUAAUUUCCUCUCAAGGUAACAGUUAAAGUUGGUCCAAAAAACUAAAAAGCAAAGGUAAAUAAUAGUAUCAUUUUUGUGCAUAUACACAUGUAUGUAUGUGUAUAUAUAUAUAGAUACCUCAUUUAAUGAUUCUUUCAAAAUAUUGAGCUAUUGUAUUACAUGAAAAUAAUGCAAAUAAUGUUCUUUGUUCCAAGUUACAAUUUCAAGGGGUCUAGUUUGUUAUA